Messenger RNA from Danio rerio (zebrafish), 6088 nucleotides. NCBI's taxonomy places the organism in Eukaryota, Metazoa, Chordata, Actinopteri, Cypriniformes, Danionidae. The record is from RefSeq and is a predicted model, not a curated record.
CGCCGCCGAAGCUCGCCGACUAGAGGCAAAGGACCACAGCUUCUCCAGGCAGCCGGGCGCGCGCUUUGACGCUCUUCUGUAGAGACCGUUUUCAACACUACUUCGCUGAUCCCGACAUAUUUCAGACUCUUGUCGCACACCAGGAUCAAAGGUUUUCGUUUGUCUCGUCUUCAAGCAUUCGGACAGUUGAAGGAAAACGCCGCGCUAAAUGAGUUGAGCUCGAGAAACGCACACACACAGCAUCUUCCUCUUGUCAGGUUGAGGUCCUUCAGCACACGGGAGCCGCUCUUUCUAGAGCUGUGCACUGGAGUUUAAAGGACACGUCUUCUCCUUCGUCUUGGAAGUACACGUUCAGGACUGAAAACCAUCACUAAUAUAUCGUCUGGAGUCCAGGACAGGAAAUUAUUUUUUUUUCUCUCACAACGCCGUUACGCAUGGUGGGAAUUUCUACCUCUUUUCAGUAUCGCACUGAGAAGCGCUCCACCAUGCCCGACUCACCUGCUGAUGUGAAAACACAGUCCAGGUUAACUCCGCCCACCAUGCCUCCUCCCCCCACCACACAGGGAGCUCCCAGGACCAGCUCCUUCACCCCCACAGCAUUAACGAAUGGCACCAGUCACUCUCCCACUGCACUAAAUGGAGCUCCAUCUCCACCCAAUGGCUUCAGCAAUGGGCCUUCGUCAUCAUCUUCAUCCUCGCUGGCCAAUCAACAGCUGCCACCGGCCUGUGGAGCAAGGCAGCUGAGCAAGCUCAAACGCUUCCUCACAACACUACAGCAGUUCGGCAAUGACAUCUCGCCUGAGAUAGGAGAACGAGUUCGCACGCUGGUCUUAGGACUUGUGAACUCCACUCUAACCAUUGAGGAAUUCCACUCCAAACUGCAAGAAGCGACCAACUUCCCACUCCGACCGUUUGUCAUCCCGUUUCUGAAGGCCAAUCUCCCGCUACUGCAGAGGGAACUGGUGCACUGUGCACGGCUGGCCAAGCAGAACCCGGCUCAAUACCUAGCCCAACAUGAGCAGCUCCUGCUGGACACAAGCACCACGUCGCCUGUCGACUCGUCUGAACUCUUGAUGGACGUCAACGAGAAUGGCAAGAGAAGAACACCUGACAGAACCAAAGAGAACGGCUUUGAGCGGGAGCCCCUUCAUCCUGAGCACCCCAACAAGAGGCCCUGCACUAUAAGCCCGGGACAGCGCUUCAGCCCCUCCAACGGGCUCUCCUACCAGCCCAAUGGCCUUCCACACCCCACACCACCCCCUCCACAGCACUACCGUCUGGACGACAUGGCUAUCGCACACCACUACAGAGAUUCCUAUCGUCACCCCAACCACCGCGAGCUCCGCGACCGCCCUCGGCCACUGGGGAUGCACGGCAGCAGCACACGCCAGGAGGAAGUCAUAGAUCACAGACUCACAGACAGAGAAUGGGCAGAAGAGUGGAAGCACCUUGACCAUGUAAGAAAACUCCUGAACUGCAUUAUGGAUAUGGUGGAGAAGACACGUCGCUCAUUGACAGUGUUGCGGAGGUGCCAGGAGACUGACCGAGAAGAGCUCAACUACUGGAUCCGGCGUUACAGCGAUGCUGAAGACCUUAAAAAAACCAGCAGCACUAGCACCAGUCAGUCAAGACAACAGAGUCCCGCUAGCCAAGAAGGCAAUGCUUUAGAAGUACAUAGGGAGCUCCUUCACAGGCCAGUGUCUGGAUACGUACCUGAAGAAAUCUGGAAGAAAGCCGAAGAGGCUGUGAAUGAAGUGAAGAGGCAGGCCAUGUCUGAGCUGCAGAAAGCCGUGUCAGAGGCUGAGCGCAAGGCACACGAGAUGAUCAGCACAGAGCGAGCCAAGAUGGAGCGCACGGUGGCUGAGGCCAGGAGGCAAGCAGCAGAGGACGCGCUGUCAGUCAUCAACCAGCAGGAGGACUCCAGUGAGAGUUGCUGGAAUUGUGGGCGCAAGGCGAGCGAGACCUGCAGCGGCUGCAACACGGCGCGUUACUGCGGUUCCUUCUGCCAGCACAAAGACUGGGAAAAGCACCACCACGUGUGUGGCCAGACACUGCAGGCCCAGCAGCAGGGUGAGACCCCUGCCACCGUCAGCUCUUCAGCCACUCCCAGCAGCGGAGCUGGAAGUCCAGCAGACACACCGUCUGCCGCCGCCACUCCUCGCUCAGCCACACCCGGCACGCCCUCCACCGUGGAGAACACGCCGCGCUAGAGUCCAAGCCGACUCACCUGCCUCACUUGCUCCAAAAUGCUAAAGCUAGCGCACUAACAAAGAGAGAAGACUGUACUUACUUUGAGCGAUCACCCACAGGAGGUCCAUUUCGGGUCAUAUUGACUUGCCAUGAUAGAGAACGCAAAGAUAUUCUUUGUUUGAAAUUCUCAUUGUCCUUUAUUAAUGCCACAGCUAUUAUGGAUGACUGUUGGCCAUGUCUUUUAUUGUUGUUGUGGCUCUCUUGCAUUCUUGUAAAUAAGAAGACAAAUGGAGUAGACAGCCGGGACCUCUUGAUGAGUAUAUUCGACCUCUCCUUCAUUUAUUUUUUUGGGUUUCCCCUCCUCCUUUGUUCCGUUCUCAAAGCUCUUUAUCCAGUAGCUGGGAUAUGAAACUAUUUGACCUCAUUAAAGACACUUUAAAUGACAAAACCAAGGAAAUACUUCACAGCUGAUGUAAGCAAAGACUCUGACUUUUAUUAGGACAAAAAGACAGCGUUCCUUGUAAAGAAGUCAACACGACGUUCGUCGUUGCCAUGAAGGGCAUCUGUGUCAGAUGUGGUGGAGUAGACGGCGUUUCUGGCUCACGCGCUCAGUUCUGCAGAUGUGCAGCAGAUUGUGAAGGAACGCAGAUGUUCGCCCCUCUUCUGCAAGAUAAUAUCCAGGUCAAUGGUCUGAGAAAUAAAACGCUGUUUCACUGAGGAAUGUAGGGGCGAGGAGCUGGAUGUUGAGUAGCACACAGCUUAAUGAAGGAUGCGCUCUGAGCCCUGAUCCCAAAUGCAGCUCCCAAAACAGGAAGUGAAGUCAUCGGCCCACCAGUGCAGGACUGUCAGAACCUCACUGUGACAGCCGCUGGGAAGCAAAGGGCUGAGGAAUUCCCCAUAAAUCACUGGCUGUUGGAGCUCUCUCCUGUCCCGCCAUCAGUCCUCGUUCUGCUUCUUUUUGCCCUUCUAGAUCUCAUUGUGUUAAACACUUGUGUCCUGUGCCGUCUCCAAUGGUUAUUUAUUGUACAUGUGCUGGACAAUUGUGACAACGCAUUAAUAGUUUAAACCACAGUCACAACUUUUUAGUCUUUCUAGGUGCAAAAAGGAAGAACAUAUUUUCUCUUGUUUUCUCUCUCUCCGUCUCUCUAUCUUUCGCAAGCUGCUUUUCUAUUCGUAUGUGUUUGUGCUAGUCCCCUUGUUGUUCUCUAAGAAGAAGAAAAAACUUUUCCCCCGUUGUCCUCGAAAGGCAAACGCUAUCUCUCAGAGCUGCUACUUCGGUCUCAUUCAGAUGUUUUUCUGAGAACUAGCAUGUUACAUGGAAUGCUAACAUAAAUGUUUUUGUACAUGGGACGUACAUAAAUGUAUUUGCACUGUCACGGUUUCUCUCAGCAUGCUUCUUUUGGCAUUUUUGUUUUCUCCAUAGGGAGCCUCACCUCAUAGGUUUUCUUUGGAGUGCUUCGUUACAUAUCUGUGAUUUUCUUUUCUUGUUAAAAAAUGGAUAAAACCUAUGAAAAAAAGCGAAAAAAGACAAAAGACAAAACAGAAGUAUCACCACGAUCUGCUUUUGUUCACAUUUUUCGAAACAUUUUGCUUUGAAUAGUUAAGGACAGCGCAUGCACAUGCAUACUGAACGCUAUGGUAUAUGUUGUUUUGUUUUCUACAAAAAAAAAGAAAAAGUGUACAAAAAAGACACUAAGAAACUAACUUUCCAAAUGCAGAGGUGAAAAACAGACAGCUUUAACACUGCAGAGCACCAGGAUACACAGUAUUACAAAAGACAUAACAUGGAAGACAGCCAAAGACAGACAUGAAGGACCAAAACCUGAUUUUAUUCAAGAUUUAAACAUGACAAAAGAGACUCAUUCUUGUUUUCUCCACGUGUUUAUCAGGGGAAACCACAUUGAGCAAUGUUUCCAUUCCAAAACCUUUAACUCUCCCCUGUCCAGAGCCAGGGCUGUUCAGCUCAUAGGGAGGAGGAGCCACUCAAAACCAUGUAGCAGUUCCUGAGGAAAGAAGGUUUGAUGUGUGGACGAUGUAGUCCGAAGGACUGAGCAAUAACCGGAAGGUGGAUCCCACAUCUAGAUCCUCCGUGGCGAGGUUUUCACAACUGUUUCAAUGUCGUCCUUUUUUCCUUCCGUAUCGUUUGGAUUCGUCUCCCCAAAAGGCUCUUCUUGUUUAUGAACGGCGCAUAACCAAACCAAGUGUUUCAGCUCAAGAUUAAAAGCCAUGUGAGAAACUAAACGACACAACCUCGUUGUUGGCUUAAGAGAAAGAGGGGUCUGAUCGAGCACUUAAGCCUCAUUCACACUAUAAGCGACUCGCAGCAGCUAAGCGAAGAGGCCACCACUUAUUUCAACAGAGAGUGGGCGAAUUCUGGCGACCUAGUCGAGCAACAGCAAUUGUUGGCGACCAGGUGGGAGAGUCAAGAGAUGCGACAAAGUUGAGAAUCCUUCAACUUCAUGCAAAUGAAGAUCGAUUUUUCUUGAGCGAAAGCCAAUAGGAGCACCAGUAGAUCUCUCUGCUCGCUCAAAGGCUGGUUGUAUUCUCCGUGCUCAAACCUGCGUUUGCAGGUAUAGCGACAGGCAGCUACAAAGUCGCUGCUAGUGUGAAUGAGGCAUUAGCUGGCUCAUGGUGCUAAACGCUGUGCUUUUGACCUCUUAGGAGAAGAGGCUGGCUCUGGACGCACUUCCGGCCUCCUCCGGUAUGCUACGGUUAUUAAUCCAAAAAUCAAGGGUGUAAGACACCCAUCCACAUCUCCACAGAAUCUGCCAGCUGAGCUGUCUUGAAACUAUUUUUGAAAUACAUGCAGUUAGUGUAGAGUUCAAUCAGGGUGACCUGAAUAAAUAAGCACGGAUAAAGCGUUAAGAAUCUCCUUCUUCUCCUUCCCACUCUAGGACGUCUGUUUUGCUACAACCUUUUUUCCUCUGUGGCAAAAAGUCUCACUCUACCUCUGACAGCACGUUAGGAGCACCAGUCGCUGAGCGGACACUGGUCUAGUCAAACCAAAUGGGCACAUGAGAACAGGACUUAAACCCAAAGUUAAAAGCUCAUAUAGCUGCAAACCAUAUCACUACUUGGUAACAAUGCAGACCUCAUGAGAAAAAAAAAAAAGCUUAAUGGAUAGGAUAUGUAAAAUGAAAAAAAAAAAAAGUUAAUUUUAAGUUUAUCAUGCGUACAAAUCACUUUGAGUCGACUCAAAGUAAAAAAAGAAAAUAUUUCAGAGUGUUGACUUCAUUUGAUAUACACUAUAAUUCAGUAAUGGUCAAAGAUGAGAAAUGUGAUAUAUUCCUAUUGCCCUUCUCUUCUCCUGCACCCCCUUUCCCCCCAGUUUCCGUCUUCUGUUGUGAGAUACGCUUGGCCACAUGUUGGUGUCAUUUAGGUUUGUGUUUAUUGGGAAUUUGCACCAAACCUGAUCGAACAGUUGGUGAAUACGCGCAUGCCUUUUUUUGCCAGGUGUUCUUGCGCUAUUUUGUUUCGCUUUUUUUUCUUUCUUCAGUUUGUAAAGUGAAUUCAACUUUGGGAUGAUAAAUGAACAUAAAGUGAAAUGACUCGGUGGGGUGGGUUCAGGAUGGGAAGUGAUAGGGUUGUUCGAAAAUUUUAUUGUGAAAAAAAAAUUAAACUCAUGAAAGUCGUUGUGCAAUACUUAACGGAAACAAGAACCACAGGUUACAGGUGGGCUGGGAGGGUGUGGUCCGUCAUCACACCGUUUCAGUAUACUCUAGGGUUUUUUGAGUCUACUAUGUCUGUUUCUUGUUUAAUCUGUUUUCUUUAUUUUAUUCUCUCGUUUUGGGGGGGGGGGGGCUGUAGUAAAUGGUCUGUCAGUCUGUGAAUCUUUGCAGUAUGAUUCUGGUAUUGUUGUACUCUUUACUGUGUAAUAAAUAUGUUCAUACCUGCAUUG